Achroia grisella is the source of this 4893-nucleotide messenger RNA. RefSeq lists its product as uncharacterized. The transcript is spliced from 11 exons. Bases 462 to 4670 code for a protein of 1402 amino acids. The record is from RefSeq and is a predicted model, not a curated record. Lineage: Eukaryota; Metazoa; Arthropoda; Insecta; Lepidoptera; Pyralidae.
AUUCGCGCAACCACACCGUCGUACAGAGCACGUCUCGUCUCUUACCAAAAACUGUCGAUAUUCGAAAAGUUUCCUAACUUUUUUUGAGUGCGGACCAUUGAUGUUUGAGUGAACUUUUCUCAGCCGUUAUCGAUAAAAGUGAUGUGCCAGUGAUAGUCGUGUUGAGUGUUAGUGAAGUGCAUCGGUGAUUUUUUUGCAAUCAUAAUUUACCGUUUCAAUUGAACGUUACUGUUUUGUUCAAUAAAAAACCGAGAAUCUCUCGCGGUGGAGCGAGGGCCGUGUGUUUGUCUCUUGUGGUGUGGUGAAAGUAGACCUUUGUGAAGUUCAUAAGGACAGCCGCUUGCAACUGGCACGAGACGACUCGUUUCGCUGCACUUAGCGAGAGGAAGGUCGUGUAGGGGCCACUGGUUGCUAUGGCAACCGGAUCUGAAACAAACCCCUGAAAGCGGUAGGCGUGGCGGAUGUCGGGCGGCGGGGGCGGGGGCGGCGCGGGCCUCAUGUCGUGUGUACGCGAAGGCUCGCUCGAGCCGCCCUACAGACCGCCGCACACCGACACACACCACCAUGGCGAAGGCCGCACUGGGAGGUUCUUACGCGGCCUCCGGCGCAUGUUCAAGCGGCGCGGAAGUGGAACUCGCACGGAUGCCUCACCCGACCCCAAGAGUAGCUCCACCAGCGAGCUGCUAGAUGCUGAGAGACAUGCUAGGAGAAAAGAGGGAGUGUAUAGCAGCGGUCUGUCGGUGUCACAUGACUCGGUGUUCACCGGCGAGCGAUCCGGUGAUGAGUCCAGUGAUGAACGACCCACGCCCGCUCAUCAUUUAGCACAUUUAGCCACAUCGCAUCGGGCGGAGCUGGUGGCGGCUGUGAGGCGGCGCGGGCGCGGCGACGGCAGCGACGAUGACGAAGACCUCGGGCUGCCACGCAGUCCCCCGGCCUCGCCGCCCACUGAUAAGGCUGAUAAGCGGCACCAUGCUGGUAUCUCGCAGUCCUCGUGCAGCGAUGGCUCCCUGCUCAGCGUCGGCUCCUCGGAGAUGGACGAGGACAGCAGCAGUGGUCAUCACCACUCGCACGACCACUCCGCGAGGAGUGACCAGUCAGAUCUAUACAAUACAUCAGAACCACCGACGGGAGUGGCGCCACUGUCGCAUUCAGCCGCCAAACACAAAAUGGCGGUGCGUCCCAGACGCACACAUGGCGCCCCGCGGCGGAAGAAAAACAACCCUAUUGCCGCUUCAGCCUUGCCGAUAACGCCCGAACUGAACGAAGAAAUGAUACGAAGCACUACUCCUGAAGUGUCACACAAGACCUCAGAAGUUGUUACUGAAUCAUUCUCUUCAUCGACUACUACGAAGCAUAUGAUCGUCAAAGAACAACACCAGCUAGUGAAUCGAGAGCUGCAAAGAGUUUUAGAGAUGCCGAGCGACACAAAACUGAAGUCUUCGUCGCUACCCCCUGGGUUAGCGCUCAGCCAGCUCAUGGGACAGUCGCCGGCGAAACUAAGCAUAGCAGAGUCAGAUACGCCACGAUCUUCGAUAAAGAGAAGCAAAUCUAGUUCUCAAGGCCAGUCUUUAAGAGAUGGUUCGCCCAAAACUCAAGUGAGUUCAGAAAUGAACGCUUACCACUCGGAGGAACGAAUGACAAAGUAUCGUACAGAUAAAAAAUACGCCGAAGAAUCUUGCCUCGAAAAGAAAUCUAAGUCAGAAAAGAAAAUUGAGAAUGAAGUUAUAAAGUCUUCAAAAAAGGAGGAAUCAUUUUUCAGUCGCCUACUCUUGAGGAAGAGUGGUAAAAAGUCUAAGAAAGACCAGGCGGAUGGAGAAAUGCAACAAGAUAUUAAAAAACCUAAAACCGAAAAACCUACAGCACAAUACAAAAGCGUUGAUACAGAGAAAAGUGGUUCCGUACAUCCAGAUGGACAAGGGUAUAAACCGGUGCCCGCUGAAAGAACGCAUAAAUCUGCAGGACAGAAAGCUUUCGCGAACCAGAUGCACAAAAGAUUUGAUAACAAAGGUGGAUACGUACAAGAUAGUGCAUAUAAGGAUGUAUAUAGUGCAGCCAAAGUAUCCGGUGUGGAAUAUAAUAUAACUGAUCUCAAAAUUGCCGAAGAAACUGACAAAAUGUUGAAUUUAGAAAUGAAAAGUCGAUUUAGUAGACGCGAUGAGUUUAGCGAAAAGAUUGAUAGGGCAAAACGGUCAUCUUCUAAAGAAGCUAUUGAGGAUAAAAAAGAUCCGUUUAUUUUACACCAUGAUAAAGCUAAAAGGCCAACUUCUAUUCAUAGAGCUCUAGAUCCAUUCUCGUCAAAGGCAUUUAUUAGUAACGAAGUUUCUAAUAGAGUACAAGAAGAAGCAUUGUCACCAACACUAGUCACUUCAGAUCAGGAGCCUCCAAGUAGAGCGAUGCGAGUGAAAAGUGUGCACAAUGAUUUCGCAUUUCAUAGUGGUAGUAUGCCUAAGAGUAUUCCUUACUUUAAUCCUGGCAUACCAAUGUCCGCUUCGCCACCUAAGACUAUCCGACAUUCAAGUUCAGAGAAUGUUAAACAUCGUUCUUCGGAACAUAUUUCAGAAUUAAAUGAGAAAGCAGUAGAAAGCAAACGCGAAACAAUGCAUCAUAUCAACAAAACGGAAGAGGCGUACACAAGAUCCGAGAUGCGUUCUCUAGGGGACGAGUACGUAGAAUCUAGAAACAGUAUUGGCAAGUCUCAUAGUUUUCGAUAUGCGUCAGAGACUACAUCGAUAAGUUCACAAGAAAACCAAAUGCCAAGUCUACCAGCAAUAGUGGGUAUAUCGGAGCCUCUUCUGGAAAGCUGGGAAGUAAACUAUAGAAGAAACGUCAGUGAAAGACAUGAUUUCUCAAAGAAGGCAUCAGUUAGAAACUAUAGUAUACUACAUACUAAUGCUGAAGCAAAUUAUGACAGCCUACCAAGCACCGACAGUAGUUACUUAGACAGUCUGAAAACUGAUAUCAAUGAAGACAGAAAAUUGUUCACCAAUAGUAUUCAUAUUACGAUGGAUAGCCAUAAGAGAGACAAUGAUAUAUCUCAGAUAGAGGCUAAAAUCGAUGAUAUUAUAAGUUCUCCUAAGCCUAUUAUAACCCCAAUACUCAAGUCUAGUUCGUUAGAUAGUGUUAAGAGUAGUCCAGAAAAACCUAUAGAUGAUAGAAGGAAGACUAUAUCUGUUGAAAGCGCUUUAAGUCAUACUAGCAAGAUCAGUAAUAAUAUUCUAAGAGACAAUAAACAAGAUCCAGAAACUUUUAUUUCAGUCACACAGAUUAAUAACGAACAAGUUGUAGUAUCGAAUAAAGCAGAAGCUACAAAAGUAAAUAAGAGCGAUGAGAAAAUUCAGAAAAGUGGCGUAAAAUCUAGAGUCCCUGAAUUUUUAAAUAUACAAUUGAAUAAAGUUGAUACAAAACCUACCACUAAUAUUGUAUUAACUGCAAAUGUAACGCCAAAGAAACAUGAUAGUCCGCAACAAACUUAUAAAGAAUUAGACGUAGAAUGCUUUCAAGUAACGGAAACUAAACCAAUGGUAACUGCACUAUCUGGGAAAAAGGAGUGUAUUAAUAAUAUUAAUAAUGAAAAGGUGGCGGAUGUUACUGAAGAAAAAGUGUCUCCUGUUAUUACAAGAAGGCCUGCACAAUCAGUAACGCCACAAAGCCCUUCUACACCAAAAUCUUUUUAUAAAAGAAAAUCAACAAGUGUUGAUCUACAAGACAAGCCAGAGAAGCCGAGAACAAAUUCCAUGAGUACAGAUGAUAGUGCGGAGAAGAAUUAUGACAACAUAUCUAUCGACCAAAAAUCGCAUUCCAGUUUUGGCAGUAAAAGUUCUAUACAGAGUAUAGAUAGCAAUGAUGUCAGAACACCAGAUAGGCAUGAAGAAGCGGUUGUUUAUCGCAAGAAACCUGUGAUCAUAUCAAAGGAACUUCGUGGUGACAAGAAAAAUGAUGACGAACCGGAAUUAAUGAAAGUGUUUGCACGCAGAUCUUUAAAACUGAAAGACACUGAAGCGGACAGUUUAGCUCAGGAAAUCGCGGAAGCACAAAAUCUAAAGAACGAAACCAGUGAUAAUUCCUCAGUCACUAAAAGUAAAAUACUCAAGAAUGAAUUUAAUGCAUCAAUUAAAUCUAGAGACAGUGAUAAAGAAAACGAAGAUGCGAGUGGAAAAGAUCAAGCCGAGGAGAAGAGAUUGGUCGAUAUCGCCGCUCGUGUUAGUCAGUUUGGUGUUCCUCAUUAUCAGAGGAGUAUAAGUGUGAACACUGUAUCCAAUGCUAAACGAGAAAGCGCUCCUGUAUAUAGAAGUGAGGUAAAUAAGUAUAAAAAAGAGGUAUCGGAUUCCACACCGGAGAAAAGACUUAGAAACAGAACGUUUCCUGAUCCAUCAACGGACAGGGAUGAUAUUAAAAAUAUUGCUAAAAGUGAAGCGAUGGCGUAUAAAGCAGAUACACUUACAAAAAGACCAUGGCAAAGGAAAGACGAUGAGAAAUUCAGACAAUUGUCAGUUGAGAAUGAGAAGAGGGAGAGUGCUGUGAUAGAAAAGGAUGGAGAUACGGAGAAAGAUGAAAACGCGAAAGAGAAAGAUGGUGCUGGUGGAGAAGCGGACGCGUCUCCACAAUUCAAAGGUAUACUGCAAAUGCGCGCCGAGUGGGAGAGGCGAGCGAAACAAGGGAUGACCAAAUAAAUAAUGGUGCUAAGAAUUUCGGAUGUACCAUCGUGUAUACAAGUUCGUUUAAGUGAUAGUUUAGUUUAGACACCCUGCGUGAUUCGCAAAUAUUAUUAUUAUUAUAACUAAUAUAGACCUUUAUCUGAUGUUGUUAAGACAAUGUAUUUUUGAGUGUUAUUGCAAUGAAAUUAAUAGUUCAUAGUUAUAUUUUAUGAAAGAAUAAUAUUGUAUUUAACAUAAA